This is a messenger RNA of Psylliodes chrysocephalus, 1425 nucleotides long. The record is from the annotation of a GenBank genome assembly. NCBI's taxonomy places the organism in Eukaryota, Metazoa, Arthropoda, Insecta, Coleoptera, Chrysomelidae.
UGUUUCUUACAUUCACAUUAGAAGACGAGAUUGGUUUCCAUUAUGGGAUAUCCAAAUACAAGAGUGUUUUUAUAUUUUUCAGCCUUUACGGUUAACCUAAUUAGCAUCAACACAGGAGCUGUUUUUUCAUGGACAUCCCCAACAAUACCAAAACUGUACAGCAAUAACACCGAUAUAAAUCCUCUAGGACAACCAAUCACAACUUCGGAAGAAUCUUUAUUAGCAUCUCUACAAACUGCUGGAGCUAUAAUAGGAACUAUAACCGGAGGCAUGAUGGCUGAAAGCUUGGGUAGAAAAAUAACUUUAGUUAUUAACAGCCUAUGUUUUGUUGUAUCUUAUGUAAUAUUCAUAUUAUCAACUAAUAUUAAAUAUUAUUAUGUUGGUAGGUCGUUAACAGGCUUAGGUGCCGGUGCUAUUUUAUCUGUAUUACCUAGUUAUGUUGGAGAAAUUUCUGAAAAUUCAAAUCGGGGAAGGACGGGAUCCCUUCAAGGAAUAAUGGGCGGUAUAGGGCACUUAAUGUGUUUUGGAAUUGGUCCUUUAGUAACUAUUUCAACGUUUUCUUAUAUCCAGUUAAUACCUGCAGUUAUUUUUCUUUUUGUUUUCACUAUUUUUAUACCCGAAAGUCCAUACUAUUUUCUUGCUAAAAAUGAUGAUGCUAACGCACUAAGAAGUCUAAAAAAACUACGCAAGGGUUCAAAUGAUUACAAGGAAUUGUUAUAUUUAAAAGAAGUUGUUAAUGAAAAGAAAAACACCAAAAUGAAUUGGAGUGAAUUGGCUUUACCAGCUACUAGAAAUGGACUCAUAGUAUCUUGUGGGAUACUAAUAUUGCAGACAUUUACAGGCAUUCCUAUAAUAUUGUUCUAUUUGCAACCUAUCUUAGACGCAAGUGGCAAUGUUAUUCCAUCAAAUUUAGCUUCACUUAUCAUAGGCUUAGUGCAAAUUUUUUCUUCUAUAUUUUCAGGAUUCUUAAUUGAUCGUGUAGGUAGAAAAAUACUGCUAAAUAUAUCAUCAACAGGUUGCUCCGUAUCACUGGCAUCUUUAGGUUUAUACUUUUUCCUUAAAGAACGGAAUUGCAAUCUGGAUUCAAUAUAUUGGUUACCAUUAGCAAGUUUGAUUAUUUUUUAUUUUCUUUUCAACAUAGGUUACGGUCCCAUUCCAUGGGCGAUAGGUGGUGAAUUAUUUGCUAGUAAUGUUAAAUCAGUAUGUGUUAGUAUUUACGGUUUUAUAGGACUUCUUGUUAAUUUGGCAGUAGCUGCAAGUUUUCCGUUUGUUAGAGAAAUUUUUGGAUUAAGCAAUGUUUUCUUUGUCUUUAGCGGUUUGGCAGCAUCUGCAUCUCUUUUCGUUUGCUUGGUUGUUCCAGAAACGAAAGGAAAAAGUUUUGAAGAAAUACAAAAUGAUCUUAGUGGUGGAAAACAAAAUAAAUAG